Molecule: messenger RNA, 3535 nt
Organism: Phaeodactylum tricornutum CCAP 1055/1
Lineage: Eukaryota; Bacillariophyta; Bacillariophyceae; Surirellales; Neidiaceae
Exons: 1
Coding region: 1-3258 (1085 amino acids)
Biological process (GO): mismatch repair
Molecular function (GO): mismatched DNA binding; ATP binding; ATP-dependent DNA damage sensor activity
Source: RefSeq, a predicted model, not a curated record
AUGGGGAUAUCCAGUAAGACGAUUCUGGCAAUGCUCGGUGCUUCGUUAGGGUGGACGACGGCCUUGGUCGUGGACGUACCUCACCGUCCCUGGUCGACGAGCUCCCGGACGCGAAGUACCAGUGCGAUCGGCAACGGCAACGGCGACAUGGACUACGAUUCGUCGGCGAGGGCGGGAGCGGACGGAUACUCGGUACUGCGACAACCUGCCUCCCGUUCCAAUUGGGACCCCAACUUGGAUCCGGAGUUCGAGGUUCCUCUUUCCUUGGAUCAAGCCCAAUCGUCCUUUCAAACACAAGACGACUAUUGGUGGAACAAUGAAGUUCAAAAGGCCAAACCGAAACAAUCAAUCCAACGAUCGUCGUCAGUCACCGCUUCCUCUGUCACGACUGCGAGCGAUCGAGAGCCUGCCAACAAUGCCAUUGCCAAACCCGAGGAUCUCGAUUUGUUUCAACGAUCUCUCGACACGCUCGAUUAUCCCCGUGUCUUACAGGCCCUGGAGGAGCAAUGCACGACGGUUCCAGCGCGACUCAUGGUUCGGCAAGCAUCCCACGAUUUGACCACCAAUGGUACCAGUACAAUCCAGUCGAAGAAAAGUAAACGCAUACCCAAAGGCUCCGAACGUGCCUUCCAACCGCUGACGGCCGACACGGUACUGGGCACACAAGAACGAUACCGAGCAGUGCAAGAACUGGAAUGGAUCCUCCAAGGUGGAUCGGGACAGAUUAAUUUGGCCGACUACAGUUACCGCAAUCGCAAAAGCUACAAGGAAACCCUGGCGGGCAAACCACCACCGCUCGGCGGGAACGCGUUCGAUUUACUGGCCAUUCUCGCCGUGGCUGAACAGGGCAAAGUACUCGAAGGGGAAGAAAUAUUUGACGUGUCCCAAAUGCUUGAUCGUAUGCAAGAUGUACGGUUGUGGAGCGACGACGGUCUCCUGAACGUGAAUCGACUGCAACAGGACAUUGAAUUUGUUGAAUUGCCCAAACUAGCGUCCUGCAUCCAAGUCAAUACGACUCUCCAAGAUUUGCUGCACAACGCCUUUGACAAGGACGAUCGAUUGAGCGGCACGACAUUUCCAGUACUGGGUCGUUUGCGUGCCCGGGUACGAUCCUUAAAAGCCGACAUUAUGGGAACGCUCGAUAGCUUGUUGGCCUUGCCCUCCAUCAAGAACAAACUGGCGUUGGAAAGCGGCGGUCCGAUCUAUUCCGAAGUCAACGGUGGUCGCCUAGUACUGCCCGUGGCACAAAAGUAUGCCUCCUCCGUAGGCAUCGUCCACGAUACGUCUCGCUCGGGCAAAACCGUAUACGUGGAACCGACGGAGCUCGUGGGACCAACCAACGAAUUGCGACAAGCCGAAGGUGAACUGCGGGCCGAAGAAGCCCGUGUGUGGCGGUCCUUGACGGAGCAAAUAUUGAAAAAUCAAAUCGUGUUGGAAACCUCGGUUCGAGCGAUCGGACAGCUGGAUCUUGUCAUGGCCCGACUCUUGCUGGGACGCAAACUGUCCGGCACCAUUCCUGUUGUACAAGACGAAGGAGUUAUUCAACUGCGUAACGCCAAGCAUCCCGUAUUGUUACUGCGGCAAGUCAAGAAUGUGGUCGGUAGUGACGUGGAUCUGGGGGCCGACGGCAACCAAGGUUUGGUGUUGACGGGGCCCAACUCGGGUGGAAAAACGGUGAUUCUCAAACUGCUCGGUCUCAUGGCACUCAUGUCUCGCGGUGGUAUACCCGUGCCGGCCGAUCGGCCACGGGUCGCAGUCGGAGCCAAGUCCUACGGCGACGAGUACGAUAGCAACAACGACGAAUUCCAACCCCGCAUUGACUUUUUCAAUCCUGUCCUUGCCGAUAUUGGUGACAUUCAAAGCGUCGGCGGCGACCUGUCAACCUUUUCCGGCCACAUGCUCGUUUGCCGUGAAGUCCUGGCCAAUUCGGGCCGCAACGCUCUGGUUCUCAUGGAUGAGCUGGGGAGCGGCACAGAUCCGGCUCAGGGUGUUGCGAUUGCGCAGGCUUUGCUGGAAGCUAUUUUGGAGACGGGCGCUCGCGUGGCCAUUACGACGCAUUAUAUGCAAUUGAAGCAGCUGGCCGCGUCCGACGACCGUUUUUCCGUCGCGGGGAUGCAGUUUGUCCAGGGUCGGCCCACGUACAAGCUGCUUCCCGGCACCGUGGGUGAAUCGUUCGCCUUGGCCGUCGCGGAACGCCUCAACCUGCCCCAAAGUGUCAUUGACCGAGCGGAGGCCUUGAUGGACUCAGAAACCAGACAAUUGGGCGACUUGAUUCGCGAACUGGAAGACCAAAAGGGUUUGGUAGAUCAGCAAGUGUUGGAGCUGGAGGAGAAACGCCAAGAAAUCGGCAAGAUGCGGUUUGAACUGAAGGAACAAGGACUCCGACUCGAAAAGAAGCAGCUUACGGUACGGCGCGAAGAAGCACGCAAGUUUGCGAAAAAGCUGGAAGAAAAGGAACAAGUAUUGGAAAAUGUUCUAGAGAAACUCAAAGCGGAUCCCACCCGUCGGGUCUUGGCCAAGAGCUGGGACGAUAUCAAGUUCGUCAAACGAGACGCCUUGAACGAAGCUGAGAAUAUUCCCAGCAUCGUUGCACGUAAAAAGAAAGCCAACGCCGUGCUCGCAGCGGAACAAGGCGAGCUGAUUCCCAUUGCGGAACUUCGCGAGCGCCCCGAGCUCAAGGAGGGUGACAAGGUAAUUGUUUGCAAACAGGGUCCCGUCUUUGGCCGAGAAGCAACGAUCGUUAAGUCUCUCGGUAGUCGAGUAGAAGUGUUGGUGAACAAUAUGAAUGUAGGCCUCAAACUGACACAAGUCGCGCUGCCCACCGCAUCCUUUCGAUCCACCUCGGGUCCCGCAAACACAUGGGGCGACGGCCGCCUGUCCAUUGGCCGAGCGGCGGAACGAGCGCUGGCAACGGAACGCUGUGCGGGACCAUCAACGUCAUCAUCGUCGUCCUCCGAUACCGUUGCCGUGUCGGCUCCGUCUAAAUCCCGAGGAGUCACGAUGCGCACCACAUCCAACACUGUCGACGUGCGCGGUUGCAAUUUGGAAGAAGCCAAGGACCGCAUCCGGUCCGCGUUCAGCGCGAGCUUACUGGCGGGCCGAUCCGUGGUUUACGUACUGCACGGCCACGGAACGGGUGGGGUUUUAAAAAGCAAACUGCGGCAGUGGUUGCCCAAGGAGAAGACACUGGUGGAUUCCUUCCAAGGAGCCGAUGCGGCGGACGGUGGCGACGCCUUUACCCGCGUGCAGUUGCGGUAGUCCGUGCAUAGCGCCGCCAGCUGGGACUAUCUCGCCGUCCAUGAACCGCUUGGUCGACACUCUGCUAGGCAACGACUAACACGAGUUGAAGUUUGUGGUGAUUGAUAUAGUUAUUCUGCGCACAGAAAGCAUUGUUGGUCCCGGAACGGGCCCGACGGCUGGUACAGGAGCGCCUCGAGCAGCACGGUGUGGCAGGCACCAUCCGUUGUCGCCAUGGGUGCGGUAUCGCGACCAACCGACAAACUGGCUUACUGUAAAUCAUGGAAAUAUGCAGAGC